Molecule: messenger RNA, 666 nt
Organism: Emiliania huxleyi CCMP1516
Lineage: Eukaryota; Haptophyta; Isochrysidales; Noelaerhabdaceae
Exons: 2
Coding region: 1-666 (221 amino acids)
Molecular function (GO): protein binding
Source: RefSeq, a predicted model, not a curated record
AUGCCGUCGCCGGACGCGGCGGCGAGGCACACGGGCGCCGGCGUGGCGCGUCGGCAGGCCCACCACGAGCGGAUGCGCGACGAGCGCGCUCGGGAGGCGGCCGCGGGCAACGCGGAGCUUCCGCCGGAGGACGACGCGGUCGAGAUGGCGAGCGCCGCCCACGUGCUGGACAGCGUGGCGGAGGUGGACCCAAACUACACCCUGCUGCGCAGCAAGGAGACGAAGGCGAAGCGCCGGAAGCGAAAGCGCGAGGAUGCCAGGGCGGCGCUCAACGGCCACACUGUCCUGUCCACCGGAUCGCGCCUCGAGAUCUUCUGCGACAGUGAGCGGUGGUACCCUGCGACCGUCAUGGCGCGGGAGGAGCACGGGGACGGACGGAUCGUGCACGAGGUCGAGUACGACGGCUACUCAGAUCGGCGGAGGCACCCCUUUGGGUUCACGCCCUUGCAUACCGCCGCCAUCCGUGGGCACGAGAAGGCCCUCGGGCGGCUGCUUGCUGCGGGCGCCGACCCAUCCAUCCGGUGCUCGCGCGGGAUGACGGCUCUGGACUGGGCUGACUUCUGGGGAGUGGAGGCGUGCACCCACGCGGCUGCUACGCAGCGGCUCGUCGACCGAAAUGUGCAGAGCCUGCCCCUGAGAACACCCGUCGAGACCUGCCAGACUUGA